AUGGGCUGUCACUCCAAGUCUCUCCUGAGGGUCCAGUGGAGGGAUCACCAGCAAUGGCUUGAAAAGCAUGGGUAUCUCCUUCGCCCUCGCCUCCGACCUGGCUGGGUACCCUCCUGGACGGGUACCAAGAAACUUUGGGUCUUCUACGCCAUACGUAUGUCAAACGGCGAAGUCGUUGUUAUCAAACGUAUUUCCAAGAGCACAAAUCCGUACGAAGUUGACAUUUCUCGCAUGUUCUCUGCUGGGCUCCUCGCCUCGGACCCUCGCAAUCACUGCGUGCCCGUCUACGACAUUCUGCAAUCCCCGCUUGACGAUGACAUAGUCUUUAUCGUCAUUCAAUCCCUUCGCCCGUUCAACGCUCCGCGUUUUGGCACCAUGGGGGAAGCUCUCGAAUGCAUACGGCAAUUUAUAGAGGGCCUCCAAUUUAUGCAUGAAUAUCGCGUCGCUCAUCGUGACAUCAAGAGGAACAACGUGAUGAUGUCCCCCGUACCAUUUCUGUCAGAGAUACCGCACCCCAUCUUCGACAAAAAGAGCUAUGAUUUCCGUCGCAAGAUCACGCGCACCACGCGCACUGCGGCGCGACCCAAAUAUUGCUACAUCGACUUCGGAAUCUCGCUACGGACCGUUCCUAAGUUCCAGGACUCCGACAAGCCGCAUGACCCAUUCCCUACCGACGUGUACUAUCUAGGCGAACUCUUUCGGCAGCAUUUCAUCCUUAAAAGCCAUGGGUUCGAGAUAUUGGAGUCGUUGGUAGCGGAUAUGAUCCAAACGGAUCCUUCCAGGCGGCCUACCAUGGAAGAAGUCGCUCAGCACUUCAGCAAGAUCCUCGCUGACAUGAGCCCAUGGAAGCUACGCUCACGCAUCGUUCACAGGGAGGAGUUUGCCAUCACUGGAUUUUUCAGAGCCAUUGGCCACGUGUUCCGGACGAUGCGUUACGUCGCAUCGAGGACACCCCUUCUUCCCACUCCUCCUCCAUAA
Epithele typhae is the source of this 978-nucleotide messenger RNA. RefSeq names its product kinase-like domain-containing protein. Gene Ontology annotation, molecular function: protein serine/threonine kinase activity; ATP binding. Gene Ontology annotation, biological process: protein phosphorylation; mitotic DNA damage checkpoint signaling. NCBI's taxonomy places the organism in Eukaryota, Fungi, Basidiomycota, Agaricomycetes, Polyporales, Epitheliaceae. The record is from RefSeq and is a predicted model, not a curated record. Gene Ontology annotation, cellular component: cytoplasm; nucleus. The transcript is spliced from 7 exons. The coding region runs from base 1 to 978 and encodes 325 amino acids.